AUGAAGACCAAACAAAGACCAGACAAAGACCAGACAAAGAUCAGACAAAGACCAGACAAAGACCAAACAAAGACCAAACAAAGAUCAAACAAAGAUCAAACAAAGACCAAACAAAGACCAGACAAAGAUCAGACAAAGAUCAGACAAAGACGAAACAAAGACCAGACAAAGACCAGACAAAGACCAGACAAAGAUCAGACAAAAAUCAGACAAAGACCAGACAAAGGCCAAACAAAGACCAGACAAAGACCAAACAAAAACCAGACAAAGACCAGACAAAGACCAGAUGAAGACCAGACAAAGACCAGACAAAGACCAAACAAAGACCAGACAAAGAUCAGACAAAGACCAGACAAAGACCAGACAAAGACCAGACAAAGACCAAACAAAGACCAGACAAAGACCAGAGAAAGGCCAGACAAAGACCAAACAAAUACCAGACAAAGACCAGAGAAAGAUCAGACAAAGACCAGAGAAAGGCCAGACAAAGAUCAGACAAAGACCAGACAAAGAUCAGACAAAGACCAGACAAAGAUCAGACAAAGACCAGACAAAGAUCAGACAAAGACCAGACAAAGAUCAGACAAAGACCAGAGAAAGAUCAGACAAAGACCAGAGAAAGGUCAGACAAAGACCAAACAAAGACCAGACAAAGACCAGACAAAGACCAAACAAAGAUCAGACAAAGCCCCAACAAAGACCAGACAAAGAUCAUGUAAUGAAAUAGCCACCCAAACGCAACUUAAUUGA
Molecule: messenger RNA, 750 nt
Organism: Mucor velutinosus
Lineage: Eukaryota; Fungi; Mucoromycota; Mucoromycetes; Mucorales; Mucoraceae
Product: cytoskeletal protein binding protein
Exons: 1
Coding region: 1-750 (249 amino acids)
Biological process (GO): extracellular matrix organization; microtubule cytoskeleton organization
Cellular component (GO): microtubule; extracellular matrix
Molecular function (GO): microtubule binding; calmodulin binding
Source: RefSeq, a predicted model, not a curated record